AUGGGGAUGACUGCACUGUUGCUUGCACUAGUAUUAUCGAGCAGCGGGUGGCUACUGCUGUGUUUACUUCGUACUAAAGCGCUUGUAGGUGUUCCGGUGUUGACGCUGCUUCGCUUUACCUUUGCUGUGCGUUUACAGGCAACAAUCUUGUGGCUUUCUGGUGUCGCUCCAGAUCUCCCGAAAAUCCCUGACGUCGGUCAACUGCCUGGAUCAGUACUGCGAGUGUUAGGCAACAAUCCGAGUCGAUUGACGUUAAGUGGCACCAACGUUUACGUUGUGGGCACGGGCUCCAGUCGGUUGUUGAUCGAUGCCAGUGAUGGCAAUUACGCGUUUGUCAAGAGGUUGAUGCAUGUGUGUGAACGCCACGGGGUGCGCGAAAUCUCGGAUCUAUUGGUAACUCAUGGCCACUUGGACCAUGUAGGAGGAAUGCUGCAGCUAAGGCAACGGUUUCCUACGAUGAAGGUGUGGAAGUAUCUCCCUGUUGAAGGUAAACAGGGUGAUGGCGACGGAGAUCGACGGUUGAGACUGAAGAACGACGAGAGUCGGCGUCUGGGGAUUCGCCCGCUCGUAGAUAAGCAGCAGUUCAAAGUGCCGGGUGACGGCGUGUUGACGACAAUGUACACUCCAGGGCACAGUAAUGACCACGUUUGCUUCAUGUUGGAUGGCGUGGAAGAUCUCGAAGCUCCCGCGCUAUUUUCGGGUGAUUGCGUAUUGGGCGUUGGUAGCUGCAUGUUUGACUCGCUUGGUGACCUCAUGACAUCUCUGGCGAAGUUGAGUGGUUGUGGCGCUGUUACCAUUUACCCGGGGCAUGGACCUGUGGUCAACGAUGCACCUACAAAGAUUUGUGAAUACCUUGCACACCGACAGCAGCGUGAAGAUGAAGUGCUAGAUGUGCUGAAAAGGCACGGAGACCGCCUCAGAGGAAUGUCGUUGCCAGAAAUCGUAGACAACAUCUAUGAGUCACUACCGUAUGUUCUACGUCUGUCUGCGAGGAAGGCAAUUGACAAGCACUUGCAGAAACUGCUAGCAGAAAACCGGAUCCAGCAGAUUCGUUCAGCUGGCUGGUUCCAGAGUGCUACGCAUGGCUUAUGCUAA
This is a messenger RNA of Peronospora matthiolae, 1095 nucleotides long. The record is from the annotation of a GenBank genome assembly. Lineage: Eukaryota; Oomycota; Peronosporomycetes; Peronosporales; Peronosporaceae.